Molecule: messenger RNA, 2026 nt
Organism: Protopterus annectens (West African lungfish)
Lineage: Eukaryota; Metazoa; Chordata; Ceratodontiformes; Protopteridae
Gene: NALF2
Product: NALCN channel auxiliary factor 2
Exons: 1
Coding region: 670-1584 (304 amino acids)
Biological process (GO): calcium ion import across plasma membrane
Cellular component (GO): plasma membrane
Molecular function (GO): stretch-activated, monoatomic cation-selective, calcium channel activity
Source: RefSeq, a predicted model, not a curated record
CCCCAUCCCAGCCUCUGAUCAAUUUCUCAAGGUGUUCUCUGCAAAGCUGAAGAUGGCGACAGACUGAGGGGGAAAUAGAAGAGCGGGGGGGAAGCCGGAGCACUAGGAAUCCAGGAUGAGCAGGAACAAGAACGGCAACCCCCCUCAGAAAAGAAGAGAACAUAGACAAAAGGAAGGGAGAACAUCUAAACAAGACUAAAAAAGCAGAGUCCACCCGAAAGGAUGAGGGUCAGGAACUGAUUUUAUUUCUUGUUAUGCAUAUGUUUGGAAGGAUUAUGCAUUUUCUUGGAUACAUUAGCACCUAAGGGAUGCUCAAUGGGUUGUUUUCGUUUUCUAUCUGUUUUUUGCCUUUCUUUAUUUUCUUUGCAACACCCGGCUUGACAUAGUGGAUCUAUGGGGCUGAUUUGUAUUUAUUCACAAUAUGAAAUGGAUCCCUUUGAAAAUAUAGAACAAAGACUGUGCGACUUGAUUCCUUUUCCGUUUGGAUUUUUUCCCCAGCCAUCAGAAUGAUGAUGCCCAUCUCAAUAUGCUGCCGAAGAUGUAGGUGACAUUGUUUUAUUUCUGUAGGAGAAAAAUAGGAGUGGAGCGACGAGCAUCACGACCGGAGAUCCUUUAUUUUUUGUCUCCCUGUCCCCCCCGCCCUCUACCCCUCCCCCGCCCCCCUAAAAUAUGAUCAGGGGGGCUUGGAUGUAUCGAAGGGAAGAUGACGCCGUGCUGAAAAUCUGCUGCGCGCCGAGACAGAACGACAAGCCCUGCGCCGAUUCGGAGAGGGCACAGAAAUGGCGAAUGUCUCUCGCAUCCCUCUUAUUUUUCACUGUCCUGCUCUCUGACCACCUCUGGCUGUGCGCUGGGGCCAAGUUCAGGUCCAAAGACAGGGGUUUGGGCUACACCAACAACAACGCAACAGGAGAUGGUGGUGGUGAGGUCUACCUAAGGAUCACAUCCAAUCCUAAUUUGCAACUGGUGGUAGGAGAUCCGCAUUUUGUAGAGGCGGGGAGGUGUGAAGAUAUUUUUAUAAGCAAUUUGACCAAAUCUGCUGCUCCGGUACCGCCCUGCAUUGGUGCCCACGUUCACCUGGAUUUGGACUCAGCCUGCACCCAAUUGCAAUCCUUGCUGCAAGGAGACUGUACAUCUUCCUUGUCCUUAAACAAGAGCUCCUUGUUGGCUUAUUUUAAAUCAUUCAGCCUUUCCUUUUGUGAUUCCUACACUAUCUCGGACCUGCUGCUCUCGGGGAUGGCCCGCGGCCCCGACAGCCUGAACUGCAGCUUGGAGAACCUUAUUUUGGAUUUGGGCCGGACCAGUGUGGCCGGGGAUUGGGAGGUGUGCAGCAGCUGCGUCCAGGCUUACCAGACGCUGGAUCAACAUGCUCAGGAAAAAUAUGAGGAGUUCGACUCCCUGCUGGAGAAGUACCUUCAAGGAGAGGAAUACUCUGUACGAUCGUGCUUGGGGGACUGCAAGGUAAGAGGAAAGAGCACGGUUCCAGACAUAUAUGCUAUGAUCAAUACUACCAAGUUGAGUUUGCCAGACUCAAGUUACUAUACUCUUAGAACGUACUUCAGUCCCUUUGCCACCUCUGCUCACUGAAGAAUAUAGGAAAAGUCAUUGCACCUCCUACAUACCGCAGCUCCACCUCCAAAACGUGAGGAUUUGUUUUUUAGGAGUUUACUGUUGUAAUCACAUUCAACAAAAUGUGUAUACAGUGCUUUUUUUUUUUAUAUAGCAGCAAGACUGCUUGUAACGGUGUAAAUCGGGGAGACCGCAUUCAUAUGUUUAUUAAGGUUUAGGGAAGUUUAAUGCAUUGUGUUGUCUCUGUAGCCUCUUAAGAAGAACAUCUUAGUCAAGAAAAGCACUACAGCAUAAUCUAUUUCAGCAGUGAAUGUGUUUUUUUGUGCAUGAAAGGAAGUGGAGUUCUGAGAUUCUAGCAUAGCUUUAAUGGGUCAUUUUAUAUUACGCUUGAUCUCUUUGUAUUGUGUAUAAAAUGAUGAUACAAAUCAUGAAAAAAACUUAUACUGAUGGCAUGCAUGUA